Pogona vitticeps (central bearded dragon) is the source of this 3166-nucleotide messenger RNA. Lineage: Eukaryota; Metazoa; Chordata; Lepidosauria; Squamata; Agamidae. The record is from RefSeq and is a predicted model, not a curated record.
GCGAGGGGCCCCACUUCACCGCGCUCAAUAUAUGCACUCUCCUUACGACCGACCUUGGAAUCCCCGUUUCUGCAUCAUUUCCGGGAACCAGCUGCUAAUGCUGGACGAGGAGGAGAUUCACCCCCUGCUCCUGCGCGAACGCCAGCGGGACCCCGGCCGGACCAAGCUUCUGCGGAGAACGGUCAGCGUCCCGGUGGAGGGCCGGCCCCACCCUGAGCACGACUACCACGCCAGUCGCUCCCGGCGGAAAAGCGUUCCUGGAGGGAAGCAGUACAGCAUCAACAUGGAUGCCCCGCCGGCGCCCCCCUUCCGGCCCUCGCAACAGGGAUUCCUCAGCCGUCGCCUGAAGAGCUCCAUCAAACGGGCGAAAAGUCAGCCCAAGCUGGACCGCACCAGCAGCUUCCGCCAGAUGCUGCCCCGGUUCCGGAGCGCCGACCAUGACAGCUCUGAGCAGAAAUGCCACACGGGGUGUGGGGGGGCCACUUUGCAGCGGUUUCCUCCCUUUGCCUUCACCGCUUGCUCUGCCGUGGCAUGGCUGGCCGCCACCGCUGCCAGCAGCAGCACCCCGGUGACCACCUCUUCCGGCACCAAGUGCUUCGCCUGCCGCUCGGCGGCUGAGCGGGACAAAUGGAUCGAGAACCUGCAGCGUGCCGUCAAGCCCAACAAGGAUAACAGCCGGCGUGUGGACAACGUGCUGAAGCUGUGGAUCAUCGAGGCGCGGGACCUGCCCCCAAAGAAGCGCUACUACUGCGAGCUGUGCCUGGAUGACAUGCUCUACGCCCGCACCACCAGCAAGAUGCGGACGGACAACGUCUUCUGGGGGGAGCACUUUGAGUUCAACAACCUGCCGGCCGUGCGCACGAUCCGCCUGCACCUCUACAAGGACACGGACAAGAAGCGGAAGAAAGACAAGAGCAACUACAUGGGAAUGGUCAGCAUCCCCAUCGCCAGCGUGACCGGGCGCCACUUCGCCGAGCAGUGGUACCCGCUCAGCCAGCCCAGCGCCAGCAAGAGCAAGUCCGGCUGCCCGGCCAUCCGGGUCAAGAGCCGCUUCCAGACCAUGAGCAUCCUUCCCAUGGAGCUGUACAAGGAGUUUGCUGAGUAUGUCACCAACAACUACCGCAUGCUCUGCGCGGUGCUGGAGCCGGUCCUGAGCGUGAAGAGCAAGGAAGAGGUGGCCUGCGCUCUGGUGCACAUCCUGCAGAGUACAGGCAAAGCCAAGGACUUCCUCUCGGACAUGGCCAUGACCGAAGUCGACCGUUUCAUGGACCGGGAGCACCUGAUCUUUCGGGAAAACACGCUGGCCACUAAAGCCAUAGAGGAGUAUCUCAAGCUGAUUGGACAAAAAUACCUCAAAGACGCUAUAGGUGAGUUUAUCCGGGCUUUGUAUGAGUCGGAGGAGAACUGCGAGGUGGACCCCAUGAAGUGCUCGGCGUCCACCUUGGCUGACCACCAGGCCAACCUUCGCAUGUGCUGUGAACUGGCCCUCUGCAAGGUCGUGAACUCCCACUGCGUGUUCCCUCGGGAGCUGAAGGAAGUUUUCGCCUCCUGGAGGCUGCGCUGUGGCGAGAGGGGACGAGAAGACAUCGCCGACCGGCUGAUCAGUGCCUCCCUCUUCCUGCGCUUCUUGUGCCCGGCGGUCAUGUCGCCCAGCCUCUUCGGGCUCAUGCAAGAGGCCCCCGACGAGCAGACGUCCCGCACCCUCACCCUCAUCGCCAAGGUCAUCCAGAACCUGGCCAACUUCACCAAGUUUGGGAGCAAGGAGGAAUACAUGGCCUUCAUGAACGAGUUCCUGGAGAUGGAGUGGACCAGCAUGCAGCAGUUCCUCUACGAGAUCUCCAACCUGGAUACCCUCACCAACAGCAGCAGCUUCGAGGGCUACAUUGACCUCGGCCGGGAGCUCUCCACCCUCCACGCCUUGCUCUGGGAGGUCAUGCCGCACCGCAGCUCAGAAGCCCUGAUCAAGCUGGGGCCCCUGCCCAGGCUCCUCAAUGACAUCAGCCUCGCUCUCAGGAAUCCCCACAUCCAGCGGCAACCCAGCCACCAGGGUGAGCGGCUACAGCCCAAGCCGGUCAUCCUUCGCGGGCCGUCCACCGACCUGCAGUCCUCCUACAUGAUGCGCGACCUCAACAGUUCUGUGGACAUGCAGCCCUACAUGAUGCGAGGCAUCAACAGCAUCGGCCCCCAGCCCCAGCGCCCCACCGCCCCGCCGCCCUCGCAGCCCCAGCCCCCGCUCCAGCGGGGCAAAUCCCAGCAGCUCACCGUCUCGGCCGCCCAGAAACCCCGGCCCUCCAGCGGCAACCUCCUCCAGCCAGAGGCCCCGUACGGCCCGCCCCGCAGCCGCCAGCAGUCCAUCAACAAGGAGACCCCCUCCGCUCUCAAGCCAUCAAUCACCAAGCAGCAAUCACACACGCCUUCGACGCUCAACCCCGCCAUGCCAGCCUCCGAGCGGACGGUCGCCUGGGUCUCCAACAUGCCCCACCUCUCUGCGGACAUUGAGAGCUCCCACAUUGAGCGGGAGGAGUACAAGCUGAAAGAGUACUCCAAGUCCAUGGACGAGAGUCGGUUGGACAGGGUGAAGGAAUACGAGGAGGAGAUCCACUCCCUGAAGGAGCGCCUCCACAUGUCCAACCGGAAGCUGGAGGAGUACGAGCGGCGGCUGCUGACCCAGGAGGAGCAGACCAGCAAGAUCCUCCAGCAAUAUCAGCAGCGGCUGGAGCAGAGCGAGAAGCGCCUCCGGCAGCAGCAGGUGGAGAAGGACUCGCAAAUCAAGAGCAUCAUUGGCAGGUUGAUGCUGGUGGAGGAGGAGCUGCGCAGGGAUCACUCGGCCGCCCUCGACGCCUCCGAACCGCGGAAGCGGCUGCUCGACGCUCAGGAGAGGCAGUUUUCCGCCGUGGGUGCAGCAAACCCGCGUCUGAGCGUCGCGCUGGGAUCCCCCUGGAACGGGAUCCUACCCGGGCAACCGCCUCCGCCCCCGCGACUCCAGAUCACGGAAAAUGGAGAGUUUCGCAACACCGCGUCUGAAUUAGCUGAGGGGAACCUGAUUGCAGGGACACGCCUCCCUCCCACCCUGGGAUCCGGCCACCUCCGUCCACUGCGCAAACCGUACCACAGACUUCCUGAAAAUCAACGGCCCUCCCCCAGAACACGCCACCCUGGAGUUUAG